UAUCGUGUUAUUCCUAUUGUAUGUGCCAGUGUGUUUCUCCUUGGAGACCUUGGAGUAAAAGACAUAGAUUAAUAUUGUAUAAAGUGUUCCGUGGUUUCGUGUUUUAUGGUCUGUUGUAAAACUUUUUCGAAAAAAAAAAUUCGAUUGGGGUCUGUUAAGAAAUAACCUCGUUAUAUUAAUUCUAAAUAAUAGUAAAAAAAUAUAUUUUCAUUAUAUUUCACCAGGCUAUAGAAAUGAUUAAAUACCUUAAUUGAUAAUAGUGUUAUUACAUUGGGUAUAUGAUCAAUCAUUAACUUGCGAUAGUGUAAACGUCGGUCGCUACAUCAUCGUUCCAAAACAUGGGAAUUUUAGAAAAGAUAUCUGAAAUCGAGAAAGAAAUCGCUAGAACACAAAAAAAUAAAGCCACUGAAUAUCAUCUGGGUCUUUUGAAAGCCAAGCUUGCAAAAUACCGCUCUCAGUUGCUCGAGCCAUCGAAAAAAGGUGGUGACAAAGGCGAAGGAUUUGAUGUACUGAAAUCAGGAGAUGCUAGAGUUGCCUUAAUUGGUUUUCCUUCAGUUGGUAAAUCUACCUUGCUGUCAACGUUAACACAUACACAUUCUGAAGCGGCUAGUUAUGAGUUCACAACCCUUACUUGCAUCCCUGGUGUUAUUGAAUACAAAGGUGCCAAUAUACAACUGCUUGAUUUGCCUGGUAUCAUUGAAGGUGCUGCCCAGGGUAAAGGCAGAGGUAGACAGGUGAUAGCUGUAGCUAGAACAGCUGACUUGGUGCUUAUGAUGCUGGAUGCCACCAAGCCAUAUGUGCACCGCCAAUUACUGGAGAAGGAACUGGAGAGUGUAGGCAUAAGGCUCAACAAGCCUAAGCCUAAUAUUUAUUUUAAGGUUAAAAAAGGUGGUGGGUUAUCAUUCAACUCGACAUGUCAACUCACAAAAGUAGAUGAAAAAAUGGUUCAGAUGAUAUUACAUGAAUAUAAAAUAUUUAAUGCAGAGGUACUAUUCCGCGAGGACUGUGGUGCUGACGAACUGAUUGACGUGAUCCUAGCUAACCGUGUGUACCUGCCCUGUCUUUAUGUGUACAAUAAGAUAGAUCAGAUCUCCAUACAAGAAGUGGACCGUAUCGCACGAGAACCAAACUCUGUUGUGGUCAGGUGGGCGCUAUAUUUCAAAUUAAAACAAAUUUAGAAAUAAUUUAUCAUAGAAAAUAUCACUUGCUGUUUGAUGAGUUUUUUCUAGCAUAAAAGUAUAUUCUAUAAAUAAUAUUCUAAAAUUUAGUUCGUGUUGUUAAGUAAUUUUUUUAUUUAAUUUUAAUCUUUUAAUAUUAUACAUUUGGUGAUUACAAAACUAUCUAAAAUACACCUCUAAACAUUGAAUAUAUUACGGUAUUUCAACGUACAAUUUCCAUCAGUGCAGCUGCAACAUGAAACUGAACCUCGACUACCUUCUGGAGACGCUAUGGGAGUAUCUGUCGCUGAUACGAGUCUACACAAAGAAGCCGGGACAACCGCCGGACUUUGACGACGGACUCAUCCUCAGAAGGGGCGUGACCGUAGAGCACGUGUGCCACGGCAUCCACCGGUCGCUGGCGGCGCAGCUCAAGUACGCGCUGGUGUGGGGCACCAGCACCAAGUACUCGCCGCAGCGCGUCGGCCUCAACCACACCGUCAACGACGAGGACGUCGUGCAGCUCAUCAAGAAGUAACCACCACACCACACCACACCCAUCCGCCAGCCAGCCCGACAACAGCCCACCCGCCAGCCAGUCCGUCAACUACCCGCCCACCCGCCAGCCAGCCCGUCAACCGCCCAUCCGCCAGCCAGCCCGUCAACCGCC
Diatraea saccharalis (sugarcane borer) is the source of this 1827-nucleotide messenger RNA. NCBI's taxonomy places the organism in Eukaryota, Metazoa, Arthropoda, Insecta, Lepidoptera, Crambidae. The record is from the annotation of a GenBank genome assembly.